Phalacrocorax carbo (great cormorant) is the source of this 2429-nucleotide messenger RNA. The record is from RefSeq and is a predicted model, not a curated record. NCBI's taxonomy places the organism in Eukaryota, Metazoa, Chordata, Aves, Suliformes, Phalacrocoracidae.
UCCCGCCUUCCCCUGCCUCUGCCGAAGCGCUGCGUCUCGUCUGUACAUCAGGAGCAGGAGGGGCUGUCCCUGCAGUGGAAAGGAGCACGGGUGGCUGAGGCUAGAAGGUUAAGCCCUAUUCACAGCCCAGGUGCCCAGCAGAGACAGCAGGGAUGAGAGUGGCGGUGGUGGGCGCAGGGGUCAGCGGGUUGUCCUCCGUCAAGUGCUGCCUGGACGAGGGGCUGGAGCCCACCUGCUUUGAGCAGAGCAAGGAUAUUGGGGGGCUGUGGCGCUACACGGAGCAUGUCGAGACUGGCCGGCCAAGCCUCUACCUAUCGGUCAUCAGCAACACCUCAAAGGAGAUGUCAGCGUUCUCUGACUUUCCCUACCCUGAGGACUUCCCUGUGUUCCUGCCCAACGCCCGGCUCCUGGACUACCUCCGGCGCUAUGCCCAGCACUUUGGCCUCUGGAAGCACAUCAAGUUUGGGACCACUGUUGUCAGCAUCCAGAAACGUACCAACUUUGCCACCACGGGCCAGUGGGAUGUGGUUACGGAGGCAGAUGGGAAGCAGACAUUGCACGUCUUUGAUGCUGUUAUGGUUUGCAGCGGCAAUUUCUCUGAGCCCUCCCUCCCCCUCCACUGUUUUCCCGGCAUCGAGAGGUUUCAAGGCCAGUACUUUCACAGCCGGCAGUACAAGCAUCCCGACGUGUUUCAGGGGAAGCGUGUCCUCGUGGUCGGCAUGGGCAAUUCAGGAGUGGACAUCGCGGUGGAGGCCAGCCGCGUAGCUGCAAAGGUGACCCUUUGUACCAGCCGAGGUGCCUGGGUGAUCAGCCGUGUGUUUGACCACGGCUACCCAUGGGACAUGGUUAUCAACACUCGCUUUAUGAGCUUGAUCAUAAACAGCCUCCCUGGACCCCUUUCACGGGAGUUGAUUAACUACAGGGUGAACCAGUGGUUCAAGCAUGAAAACUAUGGCCUUCAACCAGAGAAGAGCUGCCUGGUGCGUGAGCCUGUGCUGAAUGAUGACCUUCCAAGCUACAUCCUGACAGGGAGGAUCACAAUAAAGCCAGGUGUGAAGGAGUUCAAGGACAACUCAGUUGUCUUCCACAAUUGCCCUGAGGAGGAGCCCAUCGAUACCAUUGUCUUCUGCACGGGCUACAACAUCUCCUUCCCAUUCUUAGAAGAAGCAGUCGUCAAGGUGGAAAACAAGCAUGCGUCCCUCUACAAAUACGUGUUCCCAACCCACCUGCAAUGGCCCACUCUGGCCAUCCUUGGGCUGAUCAAGCCAUUAGGAGCCAUCAUGCCUGUGACCGAGAUGCAAGCACGCUGGGUGACCCGUGUCUUCAAAGGCUUGUGUUGGUUGCCUCCUCAGUCUGUCAUGGAGAAGGAAGUAAACGAGAAGAAGAAAAACCAAGUGCGAAGGUUUGGUCUGUCCUUUGAUGAAGUCCUCAAAACCGAUUGCCUGGUCUACAUGGAUGAUCUUGCCUCCUUCAUUGGUGCCAAACCUAGCGUGCUGGGACUGCUCUGCAGAGACCCCCGGCUGGCCCUCAGCAUUUUCUUCGGCCCCUGCACCCCCUACCAGUACCGGUUGCAGGGCCCUGGCUGCUGGGAGGGGGCACGCCAGGCCAUCCUCAACCAGUGGGACCGGACCCUGAAGCCCACAAGAACACGAGUUCCUGCUGACUCCUCCAGCCCUAGUCCUUCCCUCCUGACUGUGGUGGGGGUUCUCCUGCUCCUGGCUGCACUGGUUUUUGGUUUCUGGUAGAUUUUAGAGCCUGUGUAGGGUUUUUCUGUCCUUGGGGAUGUUAUCUCAGGUCAGACAGUUCCACAGAGUGCUGCAGGAAAUCAGGAAAGGGAUUUCAGCAGAUCUCCACAAAUUUAAAACUCUAACCAGCAUCACAAAUCUCUCUCUGCUCCAGCUCACCCCCAAGCACAACUUUGCAGAGCUGAUUAGCUAGGGAUGGCAGCCUCCUCCCAGCAUUUAUCACCCCACUGCUGCUCUCCUGCUGCUGUGAGCAGAGCACAGCUGUGCGGCAUGGCCAUGCCUGGACCAUGCUGGCCAGGAUGCAGCAAGGACAAGACUAGCAAAAAUGGCUUUGGGUGUCACAGAUGGAAAGGAGCACAGGUGCCCAGCCCUGGCCCAAGUCACCUGGGAAUUGGGGUCUUUAGUCCAGAAGGGGUUAUCUGGGCUGGGUAUGCAAGUCAGGCUGUCCCUUCGUCUAACCUUAAACCUUACAACUCAAAACUCCCAGUUUGGGUUGCACUGGUGCAUCUUUCCAGCAAAAGGGCCCUGACUGUAGUGGUUUGUCACCCCUGAGACCAGGGCCGGUACCCUGCAAGGCUGGGCGCUCCCAGCUCCACUUCUUUGUACUCCCCACCACCAGACAAUCCAGGGGCUUUGUUUUGUGCACAGAAGGACUUUCAAUCAAUAAAAUUUCAUCAGCUGUGG